AUGGCCUCGCUGUUCGACUAUGUGUGGAAGCCACGCACAGUGGAAGACAGCAUCGAUGCUGGCGUUCAUCCAGCGGUUGCCAAACUUCGAAGACAAGAAGCUGACAAGCAGCGAACAGUAAACGAUGCCAUCGUCGGAAAGAGAUGGCAUGGCCAGUCUCGAAAUGCCCCCGAAGUCGACGUCAACAAAAUGAGCACCAUGGACCCCACGUUUGACCCCUCGCAGUUCUUCAAGCAGUCGAAGAAAUUGGGCGUGCAUCCGCUUGACUUUAUGGAGAAGAAGGUCAUGGAGCCCUCCAUUCCUGGUGCGGGUAGCAGCAAGGACAAGAAGAAAGAAAAGAAGAAGGAGAAGAGCAAGGACAAGAAGAAGAAGAAGGACAAGAAAAAGAAGAAGAAAAAGAAGAAGAAGAGCUCGUCAUCUUCGUCAUCCUCGGGCUCUUCUUCCGGUUCCUCAAACAAGAAGAGGAAGGCCGAAGAGGAGCUCCAGCAAUAUCAGAUGCGCAUAGCCGAGGCCAGGCAGAAGCAGGCAGCUCUGGCAGAGUUGGAGCAGAUGAAGGCCCAGCGGAAGGCAGCACAAGAGGCUGCGGCCAAGGCUUCGCAGCAACGCAUGGUCCCAAUGAGGCCGGAGGAAGGCCAUGCCAUGGCCAGGCAGUUGGAAAGACAGUACUUCUCCCAGUUCAAGGUACUUGGCGGCAAGCAGAUGCCCGAACCGACAUGA
Messenger RNA from Symbiodinium natans, 717 nucleotides. NCBI's taxonomy places the organism in Eukaryota, Dinophyceae, Suessiales, Symbiodiniaceae. The record is from the annotation of a GenBank genome assembly.